Molecule: messenger RNA, 505 nt
Organism: Humulus lupulus (European hop)
Lineage: Eukaryota; Viridiplantae; Streptophyta; Magnoliopsida; Rosales; Cannabaceae
Exons: 2
Coding region: 89-262 (57 amino acids)
Biological process (GO): translation
Cellular component (GO): large ribosomal subunit; ribosome
Molecular function (GO): structural constituent of ribosome
Source: RefSeq, a predicted model, not a curated record
CUCUAUUGUAUAUCAGUAAGUAUAGGCUAACCCAGUCGCAAACCCUAAAUCUCAAAUUCACAACCCUUUCAGACCAAGAUUGAAGAAAAUGGGUGACAAGAAAAAGAAAGCUACGAUAUUCAUUCGACUUGUAUCAGCUGCUGGGACUGGUUUUUUCUACGUGAAGAAGAAGCCAUCGAGAAUGGUGGAGAAGCUUGAGUUUAGGAAAUUUGACCCUCGAGUGAAUCGUCAUGUUCUAUUCACUGAGGCCAAAAUGAAAUGAAAGGAAAAUGGAUAAAAAAUUUGGGUCCAUAGGUUUGUUAAAGCUUUUUUUCAUUUUGCUCAGUACCCAGAUUUUUUUGAUGUCUUUUUUAGACAAUCUUGUUCUAUGAUAUCAAAUAGAAUUGGGUUCUUAUUAUUGAUUGACACUGAUAGUGGGUUUAUUCUCUCGAAGCUAUAUUGAAUGAGAAUUUGAUCCAUAUCUGAUAUUUAUUUAGAAAAAUAGAGAUUAAAUUCAUAUCUUUCA